CUUAAAUAUGUCUACGAUUAGAGUCCGAGGCAAAAAAUGGAUAAGCGAAGAAACUACAGAGGAAGAAGAACUGUUCAACCAUUGUAGAGAAAUGGAUAUCGUGUGCUAUGCUAUUACGAAAGUGAUAUUAGAAGUGGAUAAUAAAUGGAAGGGGUCUUCGGGAAAGAACGACCCCCAUUCGUUUGCCAACAGGAAUUAUAUUAUGGAGUUAGUGAAUAUACAGCUUCUUGAUCAAAUAAUAGAAUAUUUAACAAAAUUGGUGAAAUCAUUCUACAAAUUGCAUCCAAAACUGGCGAGACUGAAAAAGGACAAUGGUUUACUUUUAAGUAAACAUGAUCAGAUCUUCGAUAAGUUGUGUGCCAGUAGGUUUAUUAUGCUGCAGUGUAUAAAUGGGCUAAUAAAUAUCAUAUUAAACACAUGUCUGCAUAGAGAAGACUCUAGGAAAAUGAUCGAAUCUUGUUUGAGCUUAGUAUCAAUCUACAAUCACAUGAUAGGGCUGAGCUACAAGAAGUUCGCUAUAAAGUUCAGCAUUUGCAGCAACACAUACCCCAACACUAUAAGUGAAACGAAACCCAUCACGUUGACGAAGAUUGUACAGGUUCUUGCAAAGAGCCGCGUAGAAAUCAACUGCCACCGCCUUAUCAACUGUUUAGUGCGAGUGUACAAGCCUGAGGACAAUUCCGACAACGAUUCAAGUUCUAGCACAGCGGAGAGCUUGGAGAUUUAUCACACCUUAACGAAACAUAUAACACCACCGGCAACGGCGUCGUUGUCAGUAGAAAAACGACGGGAAGCCUUCAUCGAGCACAAAAAGGCCAAAAUGAAACAAGCUCGAAGCCUCAUCGACACGAAAAACGAACAUAAUAAAAAAGUUAAGGCAAUAACGCAAAAUUCUGAUGGUGAUAUCCCGUAUACGUCUCUGCUAACUAACGAACUUGCUUUGGAGGAUAUUUUUUGUAACGAAGAGAAUGUAAACGGUAUUCUGCAAAGCGAAGAAAUGUACAUAGAGAUUUUGUUAGACACAGUCGCGAAUAUGUCACCAAAGUUAUUAGGACCCAAUGGAGUUCGAAAACUUAAAUCAGGUCGUGUACAUGCAAGUAAAAAAGCGGCUCAUAAAGUGACAGAGUACUAUCAGAAUGUUCUAUGGGGCGAUGUCGGAAGUUGUUUAGAACACAUUGUCCUUUGGUGGACAUCUUAUCCUUUAGCCACAAGGUCUCCAAAUACAAGUCAAAAUCUACGGGAAUGGUUGUUUAUGACUUUUAACGAUAACAACACUCCUGAGCUGGUGCUAGCAGCUUUGAGGAUAUUGGCAGACGCGUUAGGGUGUCAUGUCACAUCCACUUCUUGGGAUAAACAUUUCGGGGCUACAUUAACAACGAACCUAAAACCAAUAUCGCUGAAGACUUAUCCAGAUUUGUCGCUGUAUAUCUCUGAGUGUACUAUAUCAGGAGCAAACUUCGCAUUAAUGUUGCAAGAACUGGUCACACUGAACAACCAAAGCGAAGUUACAUGGGACUAUAUUUUGGGUGCACCGCUCGAAGACCUGCCUAUCGUAGAACAAAUACCCAUAUUGCAUAGACUUGAUCACUCAAUCCAUACAUACAGACUGUGGUGUUUGGCCGAGACACGUAGCCUCGCUAACAUGUGGAACAUGGAUGACUUCUUCAGAGUAGCACACAAUGACAUGCAGGCGUGCAUGGAGCAGUUACUCAAUUUGAGAUUCGCUGAUCACACUGCUACUAUAGAAUCGGGUAAAAUUGGAGUACACGAAAACGUGUGUGCAAAAAUGAGGGAAAAGCUAGUGUCAGAGGUUAAAGUCAACAUUCAAAAGCUAAAAGAGGCGAGUGAAGAAAUAGUAUUCGUGCUGUCCUCAGUUUGUGGUACGAUGAGUCUCGCACAUCUCACUAUGAUAUUCCCGACUAAUGCUGAAUGGCGGCGUGUUACCAGACCACCUUCGUUGUCCUUCUCUUCCUAUGUGUAUGAGUUUUUGAAUAAAGUUCUACUGCCUGUUGUCAAAGCGACCAACGACAUCACAACACUGAACAUGGUGUUGAGAAUCAUGUGCGAGUCCUGGCUGCAUCAUAUUUACAUCACUAAGGUUAAGUUUAGGUAAGGGACUAACGGUGAUAGGGUCGUGCUGUACCUGAAUAGCAAUGAAGCUCCUUGUGAAAGAAUUUCUCCAGGAAUGUUCUGCCAUUUUACCUACUUC
Molecule: messenger RNA, 2209 nt
Organism: Hyposmocoma kahamanoa
Lineage: Eukaryota; Metazoa; Arthropoda; Insecta; Lepidoptera; Cosmopterigidae
Exons: 15
Coding region: 8-2113 (701 amino acids)
Source: RefSeq, a predicted model, not a curated record